Molecule: messenger RNA, 1905 nt
Organism: Leptidea sinapis
Lineage: Eukaryota; Metazoa; Arthropoda; Insecta; Lepidoptera; Pieridae
Product: elongation of very long chain fatty acids protein-like
Exons: 6
Coding region: 344-1147 (267 amino acids)
Biological process (GO): fatty acid elongation, monounsaturated fatty acid; fatty acid elongation, polyunsaturated fatty acid; very long-chain fatty acid biosynthetic process
Cellular component (GO): endoplasmic reticulum membrane
Molecular function (GO): fatty acid elongase activity
Source: RefSeq, a predicted model, not a curated record
ACUUGUUUGGAAAAUACACUUAUUUAAUAUUUAUUUAUAUGCCGCUGGGAGUAUUUCGAGUAACACAAAGAUAAAAAAACAUUGGAUCAUGUAUUACUUACGGAGGCGCCUGGUGGACUAUGGACCUUGGUAUUUGGGACAAUAACGUGCAUUCCAAUUCGUUAAUGAGGAUUUAGGUAAAAGUGCUUCAUUUACAUGGUUUUGUAACACCGAUUGAAAUAGAUAUCAGACCCAUGUAGCAUUCAAUGAUGAAACAAACGUUGAUCCCUGAUCCCAGGUCCUUGUCCUUAGAACUAUUCAGUAUUGUCGAGUAUGUCGAACUAAAUAGCCGCUUGAUACUAAAAUGGCGCUGAUAUUAAAAGGAACCGUAAGAUUGUACUAUUAUCUAAAUGAAGAAAUCAUAGAUGAGAGAACCAGAGAGUGGCCCCUCAUAGGUUCACCAUGGCCUGGCCUGUGUCUCCUCUUGUUCUACCUGCUACUGGUGCUGCGGUUACUUCCCAACUACAUGAAGAACAGAGCGCCCUACGAUCUACGCGGUGUUAUAGGAUUAUAUGACGCAGUCCAGAUAUUGUCGUGUGUAUAUGUUGUUUAUCAUAGCUUACGACUGGGCUGGCUCCGUCACUACUCCCUGGUGUGCCAUCCCGUGGACUAUGAGCCGGACAGUCUGGAGUACGCCUGGAAAGUCUGUUAUGGUUACUUUGUGAUCAAACUGAUGGAUCUGUUAGAUACGGUAUUUUUUGUUUUGCGUAAGAAAAACAAUCAAGUAUCAUUCCUUCAUGUUUACCACCAUUUUGGUAUGGUUGCCGUUGCAUGGGGCAUGGUGAAAUGGGUGCCAGGUGGUCAUAUUACGUUUCUGGUGCCUGUCAACUCCGUCGUUCAUAUAAUCAUGUAUAUUUACUACUUUUUGACUACAUGGGAUGAGUCUUACAAGGAGUCCAUUUGGUGGAAGAAGCACGUUACUCAAAUACAAAUUAUACAGUUCACAAUACUUCUGACACACUUCAUAACGCUGGCUGUGGCAGCAGAUUGCCCGUUCCCGCGCACCCCCGCCUAUAUACUGAUCCCACAGAACCUAUUCAUGGUGAUAUUGUUCAGCGACUUUUACUACCGCGCAUACAUCAAUAGUAACCAAACGAAGAAUAAAUAGGGCUAUUUCCUUAAGUAUACACUGAACUAAAAUAAUUAAGGCCUGUUAUAAAAUAAAUAUGCAUCAUUUAUUUACUUAUUCAUGUAAUUGUUUGUUUAAUUAGGUAUUUAUUGGAAAGACUAGGAAACAGAUAAACUAAGUGUUCCGUAAGAUGUAGGUAUAUUUUUAACUACGGAACUCUAUGUACUUUUUAAAACUUUUGUAAGAGAAGCAUUUUGUUUGUUGAUUCGCAUGGCAGCCAUUUUAGGAUAAGAGACAGCAAUAGUUCUGUCCGUGGUGAUAGAUCAGCCCUAAAAGAGCUGGCAUUGUCGUGCUUCACACCUGGCUCACCAUCCUUAUAAUGUAGGUAUUAUUCAAAUUCCACAAGGCCAUAUGGAAGAGCAAGUUGCUGAUGGAUAAUCUGAGCUACUUGGUCAUGUCUGACCAGAUACUAUUCAUUGACAAGAUCAGAACAAUCUGAUUUAAAUUUCUCUUGAACUCACCAGAACUGUUGCACCCUCGACAUAAUGAGUAUGUGCGGCAUUUCGUGCCGAUGCAUUUUCGGUAGCCAUUUGUAAACAAAUAAUUUUGUAAGCAAUCCGUGGAGCGUGUGAAGCGGUACUAUAAUACGUCAAAGUUAGCUGGAUUAUGGUUCAGAUUCAGAAGGUGCCCGGGCGCCGGCGUACAUUUUUUUUAAAUUUAGUUUAGACAUUUUAGUAAGUAAGUUAUUUUUAAGUAAGAUAAAAUUUUUAUGUAAGGUAAUAAAAUAUUUAAUCAUC